AUAGUAGUGGGGUUCGUGAAAAAGACACAAUCGUGUGGCGAGGUGACAAGGACAAUACUUCCUGCAUCUCUGCAACAUUACAAGAUACUAGUUUGAUCUCACUCGGUGCCAGAAGUUUGCUACAGGAAGGUUUUAUAUGAAUGUCAGAGAACCCUUCCAGCUAGUAUGGCCAGUAAUAGAUGCUUCUACUAACUGUGUUCAGCGGCUAACUUGGUGAGGUCUUUCAAGUGGCUGGUUGUAUCACUGCAUGAUAUAUAUUGCAAUACAAAGACACAGUCGGCAUCUCGGAAAAUCAAUUGAGCACAUUGUGACGAACCUUGCAGGCGUGCACUCGGCCAUGCGACACGAUGUGAUCAUGGACUCUGCAGCCCCUGACUAUGCCCUGGUGGAGGGUGAAGCGGAGCGGGUUGCCCAACAAGCCAUCCGGCGACUACGAGAGUCCCGCAGGCGCUGCCUGUCGGCUAUGUCAGGAGUGCCCACCUGGACAGGUCUGCACGGCAUGUCAGGGGCUCCACCCAGGCCUCGUUUUGGCCAGAAGCAAGCCACAGGUCAGGCAGCACCAGCCACAUCAUCUCAAUCGAAGCCACCCAUGAAAAAACCAAACUCGCUUAUGCUCAAGGAACCAAACGUCUUCACUCAAGAAGAGGCAUCGUCAACUCCUGCAUCUUCGAGCGAAUUGCUUGCUUGCAUCCGAGCUAGAAAGCCUGCCGAGUCUUCUGAACCCUUUCUGGAGACAGGGGAUGGGGAAUUUGAUGAGCUCCUUUCGGAUCUGCAGACCUUUGUGGCCUUUGGUGCAAGCGUGGAUGGGCAGGCAAGCACCAGUGAAGUGCUGGCUGCCUUCAAGGACAAAGUGCAUGGCAGGGCACCUGUGUUUAAGGCCCUGCUCAGCAAGAUCUGCGAGUUCCACAGGCAGGGAGACGGCGAGGGAGUCUGGAAGCUCCGGCCUGAGUUCCGAUAGUUCAUUCCAACAUGUGCGGGACAGAGCAUGCGGGCUCAAGGCAGUCUGCUGCUGUUUCUUCAAGCCAGUGUAGUGCAGACUGGGAUUUGAGUAAGUUAAACUGCAUUAGUAAAUCAUACUGCUGCGUUGCUAGAGUGGCAACCUUUUAUUGCAUAUUUAAUAAAACAAUGUGAACCACGUAAA
Dermacentor silvarum is the source of this 1141-nucleotide messenger RNA. RefSeq names its product DNA excision repair protein ERCC-6-like. Gene Ontology annotation, biological process: transcription-coupled nucleotide-excision repair. Bases 248 to 958 code for a protein of 236 amino acids. NCBI's taxonomy places the organism in Eukaryota, Metazoa, Arthropoda, Arachnida, Ixodida, Ixodidae. The record is from RefSeq and is a predicted model, not a curated record. Gene Ontology annotation, cellular component: nucleus. The transcript is spliced from 2 exons. Gene Ontology annotation, molecular function: ATP-dependent activity, acting on DNA.